This is a messenger RNA of Acanthaster planci (crown-of-thorns starfish), 1798 nucleotides long. Its product is annotated as phe13-bombesin receptor-like. NCBI's taxonomy places the organism in Eukaryota, Metazoa, Echinodermata, Asteroidea, Valvatida, Acanthasteridae. Gene Ontology annotation, molecular function: G protein-coupled receptor activity. The record is from RefSeq and is a predicted model, not a curated record. Gene Ontology annotation, biological process: G protein-coupled receptor signaling pathway. Gene Ontology annotation, cellular component: membrane.
UGAGGAAAUGCCACAUACCCUGUACAGUACUAUAAUUCUCAUGGACAUUUCUCCAAUGAGUCACUGCUAUUUAUAUCACAAAUGGACUUUUUGUUUCAACAUCUCCUGGAUACUAUGAGGAAGUACACACUAAAAAGGAAAUAUAAGAAACGGUGUACAGUAAAUGCCUUUAGGUUCACAAAUCUCCAAGCGAUACAGACCACAAGAGAAGGAAGUUCCAACAAUCUACCUCAUAUUCAACCUGGAUCCCAAAGACAACGGUCAACAUAUGAUAGCCCAAAAUCUGAUAGCCAGUAACUUCAGUGAGAUUAAUUCUUUGAAUUCCAGCUCGGGACAUUUUGGACACACCUGGGGUCCCAGCAGGGUACCUUAUACAUAUACUGUACUUGAUAGAAAUAGGUCUGAAGUUGAAAAUUAUCUGACCAAAAGUACAUGAAUAACUGAAGGGGUGCUCUUCUUUCUUCAGACUUAAAAGCAGAGUGCGACGACAAAUGCUGUUCUCAGAAUCAGAACUUCACUUGAAAGGUAUGUGUACAUUGAACUGUAAACUUGUCAAGAAUUUGGCCAGUGUGAACUGAUAUCUUCAAUCAACAAUGGUCAAGCAUGGAUGGCAGUACAGAGGAUCUAUUGACAAACCUUUCCUUGGGGGUAAAGAUUGCCUACGGCAUCAUCGCUGGACUUGGCAUUGUGGGAAAUAGCCUCGUUAUAUAUGUGCUAACGCACAUGGUCAGAUCACGUAAGGGUAAUGCUAACAUUCUAAUCGUUAAUCAAUCCAUAGUGGACCUUGCAACCUCCAUCCUCUUAGUUCUCUGUUUCCUGACCCCUGAGCCAUCAUUGCCUUCCUCCCCCAUUGCUGCUAGAUUCCUAUGCUCCAUCUGGAACUCUAAGUACCUCUUCUGGGCCACCAUCAUCUCAUCCACAUUCAACCUUGUCUGUUUGACCCUGGAGCGUUAUUUUGCCAUCGUCUACCCUUUCAAGUAUCGGAGCUGUACUCUUUUUAAAUGGCCCAAGUCACUCAUGUUGGCCAUAUUACCUGUGGUUGUUGGCUAUUUAUACCAGGCUUACUUUCCUGCUAUGCACGUUGUGAAAGACGGUAAAUGUGUCGUCAAUCAAUUUGCCAGUCGAGUUGCACAAAUCGUUUACGCGAUCGUCAUCCUCCUGGUUACCUACCUUGUCCCUCUUGCCAUCAUGACGUUUGCUUACAUCAGGAUCUAUGUGGUCCUGAAAACACAGUCAAUCGGUAACAUCACCGGCGAGGCCAGCCACUCAACAGAUGCUACAGGGAACCAACCACACAACCCUAACGAUACCAAUGAGAAAGCACUACGUAACAUCAUCAAAACCUUGCUUCUUGUCUACCUGCUCUUCGGUCUUUGCUGGGCUCCUAACGAAGUCUUCUACUUCUACUUCAAUAUCAGUGGCAACCAGCACAUCAACGAAACUGUCUACAACAUCACUAUCUGCCUGGCCUUCUUCAACAUGUGCGCUAAUCCCUUCAUCUACACCUUCAAAUAUCGUCGAUUUCAGGAGGGACUUCAACGGGCUAUGCCAUGUCUUGGACGACUGAUACGAGUGUACAACACCAACCUAUCUGGUACCCAGGAAGGAAAGGCUACUCAUGUGUCCUCGCCAAGCGUGUAAUAUUUAUUGUUUGAUGGAUUAAGUUGACUAUAACAAUAGUGUCUGCAUCAUUCUCUAUACAAGAAGAAAAAGCCUACAGGUAGCUAUGUUCAUACAUGUGUACUUACAUGAACAAGCAGUGUGUGAUAGUCAUAGAAGAUUUAGAAGCACAGCCUAC